This is a messenger RNA of Cheilinus undulatus (humphead wrasse), 2261 nucleotides long. RefSeq names its product zinc-binding protein A33-like. Bases 158 to 1567 code for a protein of 469 amino acids. The transcript has a single exon. NCBI's taxonomy places the organism in Eukaryota, Metazoa, Chordata, Actinopteri, Labriformes, Labridae. Gene Ontology annotation, molecular function: protein binding; zinc ion binding. The record is from RefSeq and is a predicted model, not a curated record.
AUUGCUGGAAUUACCCACCCAUAAUAGACACAUUUACCGAGACAGUUGACAGGAUACACAGAUGACUUCUAAUACAGAAAAACAAAAGGACUAUAACUGGUGAAUUAUCAGGAAUAAAAGCACUUGGAUUUGUGAGGACUCAAAGAAGGACUCAGAAAUGGCUGCUGUGUUUCCCCGUGCUGAAGAUGACUACUUAUGUUCAAUAUGCAGCAAGGUCUUCAACAAUCCUGUUCUGCUGUCCUGCAGCCACAGCUUCUGUAAAGACUGUCUGGAGCUCUGGUGGGUGGAUAAACCUUUACGCCCAUGUCCUCUGUGUCGAGCACCUUCAACAGGUGAGCCACACCGUAACCUGGCAUUAAAGAACCUGUGUGACUCCUUCUUAAAGCAGCUUUCUCUGGAAGAGAAGACCUCUGAAACAGAGACCGUCUGUAGUCUGCAUUCAGAGAAGUUGAAGCUCUUCUGUCUGGAUCAUCUUCAGCCUGUGUGUGUAGUCUGUCGGGAUUCCAAAGCUCACACCAACCACAGAUUCAGACCCAUCGAUGAGGCUGCAGGCGACUACAAGGAGGAGCUCAGGAAACACCUGAAGCCCUUACAGGAUAGAAUAGAGCACUUCAAUAAAGUCAAAGUGGAGUGGGAUCAAACAGCAGCAUAUAUAAAGACCCAGGCUCUAGACACAGAGAAACAAAUCAAGGAGAUGUUUAAGAAACUUCACAAGUUUUUAGAAGAGGAAGAGAAGGCCAGGGUCAUCGCUUUAAGGAUGGAGGGGGAGGACAAGAUUUUGAGGAUGUCAAGAAAGAUUGCAGCUUUAAGCAAAGAGUUAGCACAUCUUUCAGAGACGAUCAAAGCCACAGAAAAGGAACUGAAAUCUGGAAGUGUCACAUUCAUGCUCAACUACAAGACUGCAGUGGAAAGAGUCAAGCAGCGCCCCCUGGUGGAGGAGCCACAGCUGGGGCCAGGAGCUCUGAUGGUUGUGGCCAGACACCUGGGCAACCUGAGCUUCAACGUCUGGAACAAGAUGAAGGAGAUGGUGACGUAUUUUCCCGUAGUUCUGGAUCCAAACACUGCAGGACCAUACCUGUCUGUGUCUGAAGAUCUGGAAAGCCUGAGAUAUGAGGGAGAGGAGAUUGUAAAACCGCAGAACCCAGAAAGAUUCAAGGAGUACCCAACUGUUCUUGGAUUAAGGGGGUUUAAAUCAGGGACUCAUAGCUGGGAUGUUAAGGUCAGAAGUGAUGCAAACUGGGCUAUUGGUGUGAUAGCAGAGUCUGUGUCGAGGAAGGGAGACAUCCAGAGUGGAUACUGGGAGGUGUGGUUUCAUGAUGGUAAAUACAGAGCGUACGCUCCACCAAAGAUAGAUAACAUUCUCUCUUUGAAUCGACCGCUGCAGAAGAUCAGAGUCAAGCUGGACUGGAGCAAAGGGAAACUGUCUUUCUAUGAUUCAGAUACCAACACACUCCUCUACACCUUCAGUCAGACCUUCACUGAGCGUCUGUUACCUUUUGUUAACACAGUGAAUAAAAAUCCACUGAGCAUAGUCCCAAAGAAAGUCACCGUAGAGAUAGAGGAGUAGAUUGUUGAGUUGAAGCCUCUAAGAAAUCAUGUAUGUAGACGGGGUUGUUUGUCCAUAAUGUGUAUGAUAAUUCAAUCACAACGACAGAAGAUUGCUGCUUGCUAAAUGAUGAUUAUGCUGCUUUAUUAAAUAGUUAAAUGUAUGGUUCAUGUACAGUGUCAUUGGAAUGAAUGCAUAAUGCAUAAAAGAUUGAAAAAGUGCCAAACUUUGACAGGUUGAUGUGAAAAAACCUGACAGAUAUGAAAUGAAAAUUCAUGCUGAAAAUGCCUGACAUGUUGGGAAUGUUUUAAAGGUGGAAUUGAGUUUCUGGGGCACGGGUGGCCUGGGUUCAAGUCUGGCCUGUAGCUCAUCUCUGUAUCUAACUCUGUCCAUAAAUUAAGGCAUUGUAGAGCCUAAAAAUAUAUAUUAAAAACUAAAAGGGUUGAACAGAGUUUCUUAGUGAACUUAUAAAGGAGUUACAAUGGUUUUAACAAAGAUGAAAGUGAAGCUCUAUUUCUACGCCACUGUAUUAAUAAAUAACUUUUCUUUUUGAGCUUGCUUGCACCAUGUCAAUAAGAAGAGAUGUUGACAGAUGAAAAUUAUUUUAAGUUGUUAACUGUGUCUUAAAAUUCACCAAUUUAAAGCUGUAAAGGAUGUUUGAUCUACUUUAUAAACCAAAUCUACUCGGCUUUCUAACUACAAUAAAAAAAAUGAA